AUGGGCUCUUCAGUAGUGGUCGUCUUGCCCCUGUUCCAGAUUUGGCAGUAUCCGGAGAUUGACGAUUCCAUGGGCACGUGGGCGGAGCUCCUGAACCGGGACGCCAUUCAGUACCGAGAGGCCUAUAUGGCAAACAACGCGACGGAGCGUCUGAAAAUCUCGGACCCUGCCCGUGGCGCGAGCGACCUGGGCGACAGCGUCGUGCCAGGCCGCAGUGGCUUGACCAGCUGCGCUGUCAGCAGUCUCACUGAGAGUGCGCAGUUUUGCGGUAGGAAGCAGGGGGUGAACAAGCGCCCAAUAGGCUGCCGUGCAUGGCGAGCGCUGAACGGAAACCGGUGCGCAAGCAACGCCCCAGCCGGCGUGCUGGAACCACCAGAGAUCAUGAGCCUCAGGAGAAGGCAAGGCGCUGCCAUCAGUGGCAACCAGAAGAGCAGAGUCCUCAGGCACAUCCGCGAGGUGCCACUCAGGGGCACUCAGCCCGGGAAGCAGGGGAACCAGAAAACGGUGCUCUGA
This is a messenger RNA of Symbiodinium natans, 513 nucleotides long. NCBI's taxonomy places the organism in Eukaryota, Dinophyceae, Suessiales, Symbiodiniaceae. The record is from the annotation of a GenBank genome assembly.